Messenger RNA from Uranotaenia lowii, 792 nucleotides. RefSeq lists its product as uncharacterized. The record is from RefSeq and is a predicted model, not a curated record. NCBI's taxonomy places the organism in Eukaryota, Metazoa, Arthropoda, Insecta, Diptera, Culicidae. The transcript has a single exon. Bases 1 to 792 code for a protein of 263 amino acids.
AUGAAAAGGCUGAACGAACAAGAUAUUGACUACGAUAGUCCUCACUACUACUUCCCGCACCAUCCGGUCUUUAAACUGGAAAGUAGCACCACUAAAAUGCGAACGGUAUUCAGCGGAUCUGCAGUUACUUCCAGCGGUUUGUCGUUGACUAUCCGAAGCGAUUUGAGCAGCAUAUUGUUAAGGCUCAGAUGUCAUCCGUAUGUGCUAACAGGCGAUAUCCAAAAGAUGUUCCGACAAAUAGUGGUCCAUGAAACAGAUCGAAAAUUCCAACUUAUCUUCUGGCGAUUUUCUAUGGAAGAAAGAGUGGAAACAUAUCAAUUGAACACGGUUACUUACGGUACGUGCUCAGCUCCUUAUACCGCUGCUAUAUGUCUGCAACAAUUGGUUACCGAGUUCCAGAACGACUAUCCGGAUGCAUGCCAAGCUCUCCGGGACGACUGCUAUAUGGAUGACAUUCUAACCGGUCACCGCACCGAGACACAAUUAAUCAAAAUUAAGGACCAGCUGACAAUGAUUCUCGCUCGGGCCGGAUUCGAACCCCACAAAUGGGCAUCGAAUAAACAAACCAUUGUACGAAACACUGAUAAACAAACUGAAGUGAAAAUUCUUGGAUUAAGCUGCAACACAUUGAAAGAUAUCUUCACGCUCAAUUGUCAUGUAAACGUGGAUACAAAAACAACUAAAAGACUGGUCUUAUCAGAAGUGCAAAAGAUAUUUGACCCUCUUGGUUUACUAAGCCCAAUAGUCAUCAUUGGUAAAAUCAUUAUGCAGGACAUUUGCCAGAUUCCAUAA